This is a messenger RNA of Protopolystoma xenopodis, 279 nucleotides long. Lineage: Eukaryota; Metazoa; Platyhelminthes; Monogenea; Polystomatidea; Polystomatidae. The record is from the annotation of a GenBank genome assembly.
AUGGAGGAGCGGUUGUUGAGGAUUGUAGCACGAUCCACUCCUCGACGCAUCGUCAUGUGCUGCCGAUCCAUUCGUGAGGAUAGUUUGUGUGUGUUCCGUCGAGUCAAGCGUCGCCAGGGCGAGAAAGCAUCAUUUCUGGAAAUUGCUUUAUUCCACUGGGCCAAUUUCUCCUUCGAAGCUCAGUCGUUCUUCAUUCAUGCGAGACAUGUUCAGCCCCGAAGACCGGAUCUCUACUUUGCCAGUUCAUCCUGUGAUCGACUCCGACUCAACGCCAGAUGA